Molecule: messenger RNA, 354 nt
Organism: Cryptomeria japonica (Japanese cedar)
Lineage: Eukaryota; Viridiplantae; Streptophyta; Pinopsida; Cupressales; Cupressaceae
Product: LOB domain-containing protein 1-like
Exons: 1
Coding region: 1-354 (117 amino acids)
Source: RefSeq, a predicted model, not a curated record
AUGAAGAACGAAAAUCAUGGUUUCUCUGUUCUGUUCCUUCAGGGUGUGGAAGCUGCUCAAAGAGAUGAUAUGGUAACUAGCAUGGUGUAUGAAGCAAGUGCAAGGGUGAAGGACCCUGUGAAUGGCUGCGCAAGUGAAGUCCACAAACUUCAGAAGCGAAUUGCUGAGCUGGAAUCGCAGUUGGGAACCAAAGAAGCAGAGCUAAAGCAUAUGCGGGCUCAGUACUUUAAUCUUGCAUUACCCUUGCCCGCUGGAUCACUUGAUGCUCAACUUCCUGUACAUCCAACAGAUAAUCACAUGAUGCAUGAGGAGGUGGAUCCCUUGCUGUCCUGGUGGCCGUUAUGGGAAGUAUAG